This is a messenger RNA of Nothobranchius furzeri (turquoise killifish), 2034 nucleotides long. RefSeq names its product septin-8-A (gene septin8). NCBI's taxonomy places the organism in Eukaryota, Metazoa, Chordata, Actinopteri, Cyprinodontiformes, Nothobranchiidae. The record is from RefSeq and is a predicted model, not a curated record. Gene Ontology annotation, cellular component: septin ring; septin complex; cell division site. Gene Ontology annotation, biological process: intracellular protein localization; cytoskeleton-dependent cytokinesis. Gene Ontology annotation, molecular function: molecular adaptor activity; GTPase activity; GTP binding.
CAGGCAGGCGGUUGUAAUGUCGCCCUCCAGCAUCGAGGGGGUGUUGCCUUGAAGUAGCCCAGCUGAACGGAUGGCAGCAGGUUGAAGACAGAUUAUUCCUGCACCGUUUGAGAUGAUGAUGAUGAUGAUGGCGACCACUGAGAAUGAAGAACAGCGAAGCCUGGAGCUCAGUGGCCAUGUGGGGUUCGACAGUCUUCCCUGUCAGCUGGUCAACAAAUUAGUUGCUCGUGGAUUUUGCUUCAACAUCCUCUGUGUUGGUGAGACCGGAAUCGGCAAGUCGACUCUGAUGAGCACCCUUUUCGGUAGAACGUUUGAGAACGAAGAAGCCAGUCAUUAUGAGGAGGAAGUACGGCUGCGCUCUCAGACGUACGACCUGCAGGAGAACACCGUCAAACUCAAGCUGACCAUCGUUCACACCGCAGGGUUCGGAGACCAGAUCAACAACGAGGAAAGCUACAAACCCAUUCUGGACCACAUUGAUGCCCAGUUUGAGAAGUAUCUUGAAGAAGAGCUAAAAAUCAAACGUUCCCUCUUUAACUACGACGACCCCAGAAUCCACGUGUGCCUGUACUUUAUUUCUCCCAACGGGCAUUCCCUGAAGGCCCUCGACCUCAUCACGAUGAAGAAGCUGGAGAGCAAGGUGAAUCUCAUACCUGUGAUAGGGAAGGCUGACAUUAUAUCUAAGAACGACCUGAAGAACCUGAAGAGGAACAUAAUGAAUGAGCUGCUCAGCUAUGGGGUGCAGAUUUACCAGUUUCCUACGGAGGAUGAGGAUGUUGCAGAGAUCAACUCCUCUAUAAACAACUGUUUCCCCUUCGCUGUGGUCGGAAGCACCGACGAUGUUAAAAUAGGAAACCGGAUGGUAAAAGGAAGGAUGUACCCCUGGGGAGCGGUGCAGGUGGAGAACGAGGAUCACUGUGAUUUAGUGAAGCUGAGAGAGAUGUUGCUGCGUGUUAAUAUGGAGGAUCUCCGGGAGCAAACGCACUCUCGUCACUACGAGCUGUUCCGUCGCUGCAAGCUGGAAGAGAUGGGCUUCAAGGACACGGACCCUGACAGCCAGUCGUUCAGCCUCCAGGAGACGUAUGAAGCCAAAAGAAAGGAGUUAAUCAGAGAGCUGCAGCACAAGGAGGAGUCCAUGAGACAGAUGUUUGUCAACAAAGUGAAAGAAACUGAGGCAGAACUGAAAGAAAAGGAAAAAGAGCUCCAAGAGAGGUUCGAGCAGCUUAAGCGCUUGCAUCACGAAGAGAAGAAGAGUCUGGAGGAGAAGAGGCGAGAGCUGGAGGAGGAGAUGAACGCCUUCAACCGGAGGAAGGUGGCUGCUGACACGCUGAUGGGACAAGCCCUGCAAGGAUGCUCACAGCAGCCGCUCAAAAAGGAUAAAGACAAGAAGAACUUCUUUAGCCUUCCAUCUGCCUGCUCCUUAACCUCAGGACGGAAUUUGAAUUAGAAGACUUUCUGCCGCACGAAGCCAUCAGACUAACUAUCAGGUGUUUCAUUUUUACAAUGUUCAAUCCAGAUUUUAUGGAUAUGAAACAUUCUUGGGGGUUUCUGAAGUCUUCCAUGUCUGCAAAGCGUUGCUCUUUAAUCUUUCUGUAGCAUGCUCUCUGCAUGGCUCCUGCAUUCCAGCAAGUAUUAAUGACAUUCCUUUGCCAAAAUGUGUUAGUACUAAAUGUGAGUUUACAAUGUCAUGCCUGUAAACUAUCACUGUGAAAAUACAGUAUUAACCUCAUGUUCUAUCACUGUUAAAAUAUGUACUUUUUGUAGUCAUAUAAUAUUUUAAAGCACUUUAAAUCAGUAGAAAUACUGUCUUGCAUCAUAUUUCCAACAAUGGUGUCUUGUCAUUCUGAAAUUUCUAUCCUUAUAAUAUUUCCUAAAGAUGUAGAUAGAAAUAUUUACCUGUUUAAACUACAGAAAUGAUAUAUUCUGUUAUGUGAAAAUGACUGGAUGUAUAUAGACACUCUGUUAUGGGACAGUGGAAGCCCACUUGCAGAUUAUGAACCCUGAUGUAAUAAAGAGUCAGUUUGUUGAAUAAUG